AUGAUUACUGAUGAAGGAAGCACAAGGGAGGAAGUCCAAACGCAACCUGAGGGUGGUGACCAUCACCAAGACCCACCUGACCUAAAUAACCUGGAGGCCUCAGAAGGGCCCGGGGAUCCUAUGGCAGGAGUUGAAUUUACGGAAGGCCCCUCCUCGUCUGGCCUUGGUGUUAACUGUCAAGGAGCCGCGUCCAAAGAGUUUAGACGCGCUCUUCUUUUGCUUAUGAAUAAAGUUAAGGCUGACGUGGUCGGCCUCAUGGAAUCGCGAAUCUCAGGCAACGUCGCGGACAAAGUCUGUAAAAGUUUCGGUUUUGAUAAUUGGGUUAGAGUCGAAGCUGUUGGGUUCAGUGGGGGAAUUUGGGUUCUUUGGAAAAAUAAUGUUAACGUGGAGAUUAUCGCCACGAAUCCGCAAUUUAUUCUUACCAGAAUAACCAAGGGAGAUGAGAGACUAGGACUGGUGUCCUUCGUCUACGGUAGUCCAGCGAACAACCUCAGAAGCAAGCUUUGGGAAAAUCUCUCAAACGACAAAUUACCUCUUCAUGCAGAAUGGCUCACGGUCGGCGAUUAUAAUGCGGUGACGAGCAUGGAGGACGUGAGCAACAAGGAUAAAUUCCACGCUCACAGAUGCACAGGUAUGAGAAACUGGAUAUUUAAAGAAGGAUUAAUUGACAUUGGCUUUUUUGGUGCCAGGUAUACUUGGACGAGAGGAAGGGAUAACGCUACCUUCACCGGCGCAAGGCUUGAUAGAGCUCUAUGCAAAAUGGAAUGGAUCACGCAAUAUCCGACAACAAAGGUGACUCACCUAACGAGGAUUUGCUCCGACCAUUCUCCCCUUCUCGUCGAAGUGGGAAACGUAGAGGAGUAG
Messenger RNA from Ipomoea triloba (trilobed morning glory), 864 nucleotides. RefSeq lists its product as uncharacterized. The record is from RefSeq and is a predicted model, not a curated record. Gene Ontology annotation, molecular function: catalytic activity. Bases 1 to 864 code for a protein of 287 amino acids. The transcript is spliced from 2 exons. Lineage: Eukaryota; Viridiplantae; Streptophyta; Magnoliopsida; Solanales; Convolvulaceae.